This is a messenger RNA of Chaetomium globosum CBS 148.51, 2010 nucleotides long. RefSeq lists its product as uncharacterized. NCBI's taxonomy places the organism in Eukaryota, Fungi, Ascomycota, Sordariomycetes, Sordariales, Chaetomiaceae. The transcript is spliced from 4 exons. The coding region runs from base 1 to 2010 and encodes 669 amino acids. The record is from RefSeq and is a predicted model, not a curated record.
AUGGCUACCUCAGACACGAGCUCUACUGCCACAUCCCCGACGAAUGCCGCCGUCGUCACCGGGCCUGUCGUCACCACCGAAAACAGCACCUUUUCCAGGCUUGGCCAUGCGCUUUCCCUAGUUCAGCAGAUCGAGGCGCUUGGGGAGGACCCUCCAGCGUCAAUCGUCCCCGAGCAAUGGCCUGUUGUGACCUGCAAGAAGGACCUCAAUAUUAGCGAGAUGUUGAGCCGCAACAAGAACAAAAAGUCGACGGCCGUGGUUCCAAGAACCCAAGGGGAGCGCUUUCGUUACCUCCUUGUUUGUUGGAUGGCUACGGCAAACAUUCCGUUCGCCGCGGUGGAAAACAAGUAUUACCGUCAAAUACUACAGCUCUUCAACGCUCCAUUAACUGACGCCCUUCUUCCAAAAGGGGGGGAUACAACAAGAAGCUGGCUCACAAGUAUGUAUCACGAUCUUCUUGAUUCAAUCAAGAUUAAGCUCAAGGCUUCUCCACAUCAGAAACAUCUCUCUUUCGAUCUGUGGACCUCCUCUCAUGGCCUUGCGCUACUCGCAGUCGUUGUUCAUUACUUUGAGAGCUCUGGAAAUUAUCAAACACACCUCCUGACUCUGUCACGGAUUACGGGGACUCAUGCUGGCGAGAACAUUGCACCUGGUGUUCUAGACGUCAUCAAGGACGUUUUGACCUACAGCCCUGGCCUUGGAUAUUUCCAAACCGACAAUGCAGAUAACAACGAUACGGCAAUGACAAAGGUCCUUUUACACCUCAAUCCAACGCUUUCCCCUGCGCAAGCCAUCGCCCUCAAAUGCAAGGUCCGGGUCCGUUGUUUCGGGCACAUAUUGAACCUUGUUGCUAAGGCCUUCCUUCAAGCAACCAACAAGAAGCUCAUCAAGUCCCUGGCACCGGAAUCCCUGGCACACCACAACGCAGCGGAAGAGGGAAGGCUUCUUCAGGAAUGGCGCAAGUCUGGCCCUAUUGGAAAGCUCCACUUCCUGGUUCAUCACAUUCGCCGCAGUCCUCAACGCCGGGAUCUGUUUUCGGAUAUCGCUAAGGGCAAGUUGACAGAGGAAGAACAGCAAGAAUUCGGCGCUAUUCUAAUCGACAAGGACAUUGCAAAGCUGCAGUUGCGUUCGGACAAUGAGACUCGAUGGCAUUCAGUCUACCACAUGAUCGACCGGGCAAUCAUGUUACGUGAUCCUCUGGAUUAUUUCGUCAACAUCGUGACCAAGAAGGAUCCAGAUAAUAUCACGAGCGAUGACCAGCUUACGCCUUCAGAGUGGGUGGUGCUCAAAGAGAUCCGUUGCAUCUUGGAACCGUUCAAAAUCAUUACAAAGAAGUUUGAGGGCCGGAAACCAAACUUUGCGGACGUCGUAUCACAUGCCUACACCCUGCACAGGAACCUCAACGAACUCUAUCAACAUCGCUUUCGUCAGACCCAGACCCAGAUAUUGAACCCCCAAGUCAACGUGUUGAGCCUCCAAGUCAACGGCGGUCUGGGCGAACAAUCCGGCCUCCAGCUCACUUGGACGACUUUGAAGUUGACCUCCCAGCACUUGGAUAUCGGCCCUCUACCACAGAGCCCCACCCAGCGCCAUCGCCACGCCCUCAACAGCGCGUUGUUCAACUUGGGGGAGGUAAUUGACGAUGAAGUUGAUGAUACUGGGUAUGCCUUUAUCCAAAAGAGUCUCAAACUUGCCAUUGAGAAGCUGGAAAAGUAUCUGGCGAUCAUGGACGCCACCCCAGCUUAUUGGGCGGCAAUGAUACUACUUCCGAACUGUAAGAUGCGGUGGAUCGAGCGUUUUUUUACAGAUGAUCCGCUUAAGUCGUCCGACAUUCAAGCCCGGUUCCGGGUUUUCUUUGACCACAAUUAUCCUCGACCGGCUCCGGAUUCAUCAAACGGGUCCCGGGACCGACCUUCACAUCGCCCGGCGUUUGGGUAUGACUUCUAUGACCCUCCGGAUCGCGUAUCCGUUGAUGAGCUAGAGCAGGAGGAACGCCAGGGAGUGGUGUGA